UAUUACAAUACCUGCUUGCAAAGGAUUAUUUGGCAUCUGAAAUAACUAGUUUGUAAUCUUCCUACAGAUUGCAAGGACCCUCUCCGUAAAAGAUGUACUAUUUGUUGUCUUUACUCUUAGUGGUAAUCAGUCUUUUAGAUGCAUGAGUGGAGCUUCACUGACCCCUUGUGAUGAAAAGGUUGGGUUGACUCAACAAAUACUUUUAAUAGGUGCUUCGAUAUUCUAAAGAUUAAUAACUUACAGUAAACAUGAAUGAAUGGUUCACUUGACCAAGAAAAUUAUUUAAAUUGUAGUGAAGAAACUUUAAGGGCCCUCAAAUUGGAUUUAUUUUUUGGAUGAUCAACGGGAAUAGGAUGGAAGAGAAAGUUGGAAUUAUCUGUAAUGUUAUAAUUAGUGGAAAAAAAUGGAGACCGUAAUGCUAAAAAUGACCUUUCGGCGCAGUCAACGCGAUGGAGGCUAGAAUGACGGUAUUAGAAUUGACCGCACAAUCGGUAAUUUUCUAAAGUAUUUGCCGCGUUUCGAUAUGGAACGUAGGCGAUUUUUUUAAUAGCUGCAGCUGGGCAUCUUUAAUAAGCUCAAUAUUCGUUCAUACCUGCAUAAAAUUCUAUGGGUUUCCGUAUCAUGUAUGUGUUUCAUGUUAAUGUAGUAGUGUCGGAACUUUUCUUAAGCGACACUGAGAGGUACUAUUUCCAUAACGUACUCCUGUUUGAUAAACAAGUAUCACACCAAUAGCCGAACAUGAUGUAAGAAUUUUCUCCAAUCAGCGAAGACGGUAGGCGGAAAAACUGGUCUUUAGGAGGCGGAAGUAAUUGUAACAAUCGGAUCGUAGCCCAAAGUACAAAGUGUGGGUCCUUAAGUCAAAGAGGUCACAGUUUGUGUUAUACUGACCUCCAUGCCUGGAAGCGUGCCAUUACAACUUCCUCCUCCUCCUCCUCCUUCUUUUACCCCCUUGUGACAACAUAUCUGGCUCAGGAUGGAUAUUGUGAUUGCAAAGGUGCUCUGCCUGCUUGGCGUGUUUGUCUUCAUGAUGGUAGGAUCACUUGUUCCUGUGUGGAUCAUUCAAGCAGAUUAUGAGAAGGCCUACCGAUCAAGAAAGAUUCUGUCUCUUUGCAACUCCUUUGGGGGUGGUGUCUUCCUAGCCACAUGCUUUAAUGCACUGCUCCCUGCAGUGCAAGAAAAGGUAGCUGAUGUCUUGCAACGGGUCAACAUUAAGACAGAUUAUCCUCUGGCAGAGACGAUGAUGCUGGUUGGCUUCUUCUUGACGGUGUUUGUUGAGCAGGCAGUGCUCACCUUUCGCAAAGAGACACCCCCUUUCAUUGACCUGGAAACCUUCAAUGCUGGUGGUUCAGAGGCAGGUAGUGACUCGGAGUAUGAAAGCCCAUUCAUCAGUGCCUCCCAAGGGGGCAGCCGCCACCAUCACCAUCAUCACAGUAACCACCUGCGACCAUCAGAACUAGCCCGUGCUGGUCCUUUGCGCCUUGCCAGCUUAGUCUUUGCACUGUCAGCCCACUCGGUUUUUGAAGGAUUGGCACUGGGGCUGCAAGACAAAGGGGCAAAAGUCACAAGCCUUUUCCUUGGAGUGGCAAUCCAUGAGACACUUGCAGCAGUGGCUCUGGGAGUCAGCAUGGCCAAGGCAUCACUGUCCAUUAAGGAUGCAGCCAGAAUUGCUACCAUAGUGAGCUUGAUGAUUCCUCUGGGAAUUGGGGUGGGGAUGGGUAUUGAGAGUGCCCAGAAUCUUGCUGGCAGUAUCACUUCGGUGGUUCUUCAAGGUGUGGCAGCUGGCACUUUCUUGUUUGUGACCUUCUUUGAGAUUUUGGCCCGUGAACUGGAAGAAAAGCAAGACCGGCUCCUUAAAGUUCUGUUCCUCAUUCUGGGAUACACAGUGCUGGCCAGCUUGAUCUUUAUCAGGUGGUAAGGAUUUGCUGGUCAACAUGGUGUUCUUUCUUUUAGACUGUUGGAAAUAGGGAAGAGUGUGGACGCUUUUGAGUCAUGUCACAACAGAUGGACCUUUUUCUGCAUCAUGCUCCUCUCACGCUAAAGCACUACUGCAUUCUGAAUCGGUGGUACACUGUUGAUAUAAUCAGUUUGAGUGUUGAAGUGUGUGUGUCUGACAGUAAGAGUGAAUGUGUUUGCAUAUGCAUGAUCACACUCUUCGCUAAGAGUUAGCAAGUAUUUGUCUUCAUAUAUGUGAGUUUGUGAAUGAGUAUCUUUUUGAGCGUUUGUGUGGUAAGACCAUAACUUAUCUAUUGGUGUGUAUGUGUCAGCAAGUCCCUUUGGUUAGUGUGACGGCAUGCGACUAUGCUCAAACCCAAGUGUCUAUAAAGACUGCAGAUUUAUUAAAAUCAAAAGGGGGUAGUUAAUUAAACACAGUGUAAGUUCAUUCUCACUGAACCGUUAAUAAAAGGGUCUGGUGGUGUCCUAAUUGUUAUGGGGGUGUCUGAUAAACUUUGGCCUAAGAAUUCCACAAAAUUCCCAGUUCCAUUUAUUUCUGACUCACAUUCUUUUUAGGCUACUCCACUUUUAUGCUUAUGAACUGUUGUCUUUUGGUUUAUAACUCCAUCUCCCAUCUUCUUGGAAGAGAACAGCUGUUUAUACUACAGAUUAGUUCAACACUUAACUUUAUGUGCCAACACUCAUGUGUAGUAUCAACCAGUGCUGUUAACGUGUCCCUAUAAUCUGAGUCUACAGUAUAUAAAGCUGUUAGGAAGGAAGAAAAGAGGAAAUGUGUUACUGAUCUAAAUAUGACAUAUUUAAAACUGCUUGGUUGUAUUUUAUGGUAAUCUAUUGGGAAAUUAACAACACAGAAAUGGAUGGUUGAAAAAAUGUCAGUUCAAUACAAACUGAUAGUACUGUUAGACCAGUGGUGGGUAAAGUUGUUCCUGGAGGGCCGCAGUGGCUGCAGGUUUUUGUUCCAACCCAGUUGCUUAAUAAUAAGAAGCACUUACUGCCCGAGUAAUACUUCUGCUUCAUUUUAGUUGACUCGCUCAUUAAGAUUUUGAACCCUUAUUGCUCAUUUUAGUCUUAAACAGCUGUAGUCUCGGUUUUUGCUCAUUAAGUAGCAAUAGGCUGCAAAUGACAAAAGAAACCAACAUUUCUCCAUUUAGCUUGUUUCUGAUUUCACCCGUGUGUGUGUGUAUUGUGCACUACUUGAUUUAAUUAAAUACUUCAAAGUCAAAAGUCAAAGUGAACUUUAUUGUCAUCUCAGCCAUAUACAAGUAUACAGAUAGACGAAAUUGCGAAGCUCAGGGUCCACAGUGUAACAACAUGAUGUGCAAAUAAUAAUUUAAAAAUAGAAUUAAAAUUUAAAUUAAAAAUUAAAACACAAACAAGACAAGACAUUGUGCAAAGACAAGACAAAGAAGUAGCAGCAAUAUCGAUGUGUAAGAUAUGUAAUAUAAUAAAUAAAUUAUAGAUAAUACAGAAACGAUCGGUGUAUGAUCAUAGUUGUUUAAGACGUGUAAACAAUGACAGGUCAGAAUGUUUCACAGCAGAAGGAUAACAAGAGUGUCAAAAUACUUAAAGGUCAGUAGGAGAUUUUCAGUUCUUUUCUACCUGCACACUCGUCUUUGCGGGACAGUGGCUCACAUGUAUAAAAGUUCUGUUUUUACAGGUGGUUGAGGCCGUGUGGAAGGUCCCAGGGGGCAGCCUGGUGUUAAGGAGUCUAACAGCUUGGGGGUAAAAACUCUCCUGCAGCCUGGCAGAUCUGGCUUUGAUGCUGCAGUAUCUUCUCUUGGAUGGCAGAAGUGUGAAAAGUCCAUGUGAUGGCUGUAAGGGGUCUUGCACAAUGCUGCAGGCCUUGCGGACACUGCGUUUGUAAAAUAUGUCCUGUAGUGAAGGGAGAGGCACCCCAAUAAUAUUCUCUGCUGUCUUCACUAUCCUUUGCAGGCGCUUGCGGUCGGAUAUGUUGCAGUUGCCAUACCAGACUGUGAUACAGCUGGUCAGAACACUCUCAAUGGUGCCUCUGUAGAACAUGGUGAGGAUGGAAGGGGAAGACGUCCUCGCUUCAGCCGCCUCAGGAAGUGUAGUCUCUGCUGGGCUUUCUUGAUAAUUGAUGAGGUGUUAUUAGGUGUUACUUGGAAAUAAAGUGAAGAGAAAAAAGUGAAGGACUGAGAAUUACUUAUCCAUUUUUAGGCUUCAAAUCAUUUUAUGAUAUACUUGGAAAGGAAGAAAAAUCAAGGAUAUGAGAAUGACCUGACAUGGCAGAGUUAAACCACUAACAUGCCAUGAAAUUAUUGAUAAGGAUUGUUUUCUAAUUAAGAAAAUGGGUUGGAACAAAAACCUACAGGUACUGCGGCCCUCCUGGACUGACUUUGCCCACCCCUGUGUUAGACCAUAAUACGGAAAGCAUUUUUCAGUAACAUAAACUCAUGGGAUAGGGGUGACUUUUUUGUUUUAGAAUUUUUGGUUAAAUGAUUAUUAAAGCCUUUCCACAUCCUUAGAAGGUAGACUUUUUUAUCCUUAAUGUAAUGAUUGGAGACAGUUGUUCAGGUUAUUUGUUUCACUUCUUUGUACAGUAUGUUGUGUCGUUUUCCAGGAAUAUGUUUACUUCAUAUACAUUCUGGAUCAAGUGUUUCUGUAAAUAACAACCCAUCCCCAUCCUCCCCUACAAACCAAAUAUCUCUUUAUUACCAACUUUAUUUCAGUCAGAUAAAUUUGGAUUGUUUUACUUUUUGAUUUUCACAAGGUGGCAGUGUCUGACAAAAGUAGAUUUUUUAAUAGGAGAAACCUUAUUGCCAUGUGUAAGUUUUGGCUUUGGAAGAGUAACAAGACAGUAAAAUAAGAAGAAAUAUCAAGAAUCCUUGUUGUUGCUAUGAGCAGUAGGUGGAAUGCUAUGAACUGGGCCUGUAUCUUUUUAUGACACACUAUCUCCCUAAUUUGAUGGUCUUUCCCCCAAACAUCCCCUCUGCUGCUAUUUUUCUUCCUAUCUGCUUGUGGGUAGAUCUUAGGUACAAUUGAAGUUUUGGAAGAAAAAUUGAGACUUUGUUUACCUUCCCUUUUUUUGUUUUCAGUGGGGCUACAGUAUCUUGGUUCUCAAAAGCUACAUGCAUUCCCAAAGUUCAUCUGGAGAGUUCAUUAUCUACUUGAUUGUGGACAGACUGAUUGAUCUAGGUGGAGGCUGUGCUAGUCUUUUUCCCAGGAGAUCUUGGCAUCAUUUCUCAUGCUAUCCUCUGCUGUUGCUGUUUAGUGAUGGUGAAUGGGUGUGUUUGUGCCAAUAUGGUGCUAGUUACUGUGCAGAUUUCCCGUUUUACUACUGAGAUUUUAAUAUUUUGUUCAAACUCAAAUACAGAAUGGUUACCUUACUUGAAUUUCUUCACAUUUCAAAUAUCAUGGAGCCACUUGGAGAAACGAAAGAUGAACGACAUGACCUGCACCUCAUCUUGAGUAUUUUCGAUCACUGAGUGGCCCGCAAUGUGGGCAAUGGAAUAUUGCUCCUCUGUAAUAUACAUACACACUGGGACUGUUUUAUUGGGUUUGCUCUGAUAUCAAAAUGUUCUGUGUAUAAGCUUUUAGGAAGUGGUUUGACUUUCCGGUCUUGUAGAUUAUUUUAUUGAAAUGCUUAAAAAAAGCGAAUAAAUUGCUCAAAAUAGUU
Messenger RNA from Erpetoichthys calabaricus (reedfish), 5590 nucleotides. RefSeq names its product zinc transporter ZIP3-like. The record is from RefSeq and is a predicted model, not a curated record. NCBI's taxonomy places the organism in Eukaryota, Metazoa, Chordata, Cladistia, Polypteriformes, Polypteridae. Gene Ontology annotation, cellular component: plasma membrane. The coding region runs from base 974 to 1915 and encodes 313 amino acids. Gene Ontology annotation, biological process: zinc ion transmembrane transport. Gene Ontology annotation, molecular function: zinc ion transmembrane transporter activity. The transcript is spliced from 3 exons.